Molecule: messenger RNA, 800 nt
Organism: Daphnia carinata
Lineage: Eukaryota; Metazoa; Arthropoda; Branchiopoda; Diplostraca; Daphniidae
Exons: 2
Coding region: 47-673 (208 amino acids)
Source: RefSeq, a predicted model, not a curated record
GUCAAGACGCUGAAAUUCUGAAAGAAGUUCCAGUACAAUUGCGAAAAUGAAAUUCCUCUUUGCAAGUGUGUUGGUAUUGACUGUAUCAGCGUGCGUUUAUGCUGAAGCUCAACCGGAAUCCGAUAACAACAAUCAAGAAAAGACUUUCAAUGCGGGUGGUCCAGAAUCCUCUUACGCUAUACAACCGAGAGCUGAAGGCCGAUUCAUCUUCAAAACUGUGACGCUGAGUCUCCAGACGUCGACCAUCACCGCCACCACAACUACGGUGACAACAUGCACGACUUCCACCGCUGGUCUUUCCGUUUGCACAGCUUCCGGACGACGUCGUCGUGGUCUCCAUCUUAGCGGAAAGAAGGAAGGACGCGGACUGUUCUACAACGAAAAUGAAGAAGAUAACGAAAAUGGCAACGUUUUCCUGCCAUUACCCAAAGUGGAUGUUCAACCCAUUCAACAGGAAGUUGAAUCUGCUCGUGAAGUUCGUGAGUCGAUUGAGCCGAUCCCAUAUGUCGUACAGCCCGGAUUUGAAGCUCCUGCCCGGCAAAAUCGGUUGUUAUUCACCUUUACCACGACGACCAUUACCAGCACUACCACAGUAACAUCUAUCGCCAGUCUCACCGCCAUUUGCAUAAGCACCACCGGAUUCCAGGUUUGCAAUUCUGCUGGUAAAAAAUAAAACACGAACCAAUCCUUUCCAAAAAAAGCUAAAUUACCUGAACCAACGUUCUGCCUUUUGAUGUUGCGUUUUAAACAUGAUUCUUUGUUGUAUUUAUCGAUACACUUAUCCAUAAUAACCAUUUGAU